AUGUCCACCGAGCCAACCUUCGACAAUCUCCACAGGGAAAUGUUCGACCUCGGUCUCCAAAACCGGCGCGAAGUUGUUGGAGACGCAUACGUCAAUGCAGCAUUGCAGAAUGGAUCGAGCGAGUUCGCCUAUCCGGGCCAGCAGCUGGUUACCGAGUGGUGCUGGGGUAAUAUCUGGUCACGACCGGGUUUGGAGCGCAAACAGCGCAGUCUUCUCAAUAUCGGCAUGUUGAUCGCACUCAAGAGUUGGCCGGAACUAGGCGCUCAUGUCCGCGGUGCUAUUAACAAUGGUCUGACGGAGAUUGAGAUCCGCGAGGCUGUCCUCCACGCCACCAUCUACUGUGGUGUCCCGGCAGGCGUGGAGGCGAUGAAGGUGGCCGAGAGGGCGAUUAACGAUAUGGUGGCCAAGGGAGAGCACAAGCGGAAGUUGGCGGAGAAGUCGCCGUUGAUUCGAUAG
This is a messenger RNA of Aspergillus wentii DTO 134E9, 456 nucleotides long. RefSeq lists its product as uncharacterized. Gene Ontology annotation, molecular function: peroxiredoxin activity. The coding region runs from base 1 to 456 and encodes 151 amino acids. NCBI's taxonomy places the organism in Eukaryota, Fungi, Ascomycota, Eurotiomycetes, Eurotiales, Aspergillaceae. The transcript has 3 exons. The record is from RefSeq and is a predicted model, not a curated record.